AUGGAGAUAGAUACACAACGAGGAGUUUUCAAGUCAAUAAUUGACGAGAAGUUGCCUUGGAAGUUCCUGAACGAAGAAGUGUGGGAUGUGAAUAAAUCAGAGGUUGAGUUGUCAAUGAGGGGCACCCAACUCACUGGAGAAGUUGGUUGGGUACUAAAGUGGGAAAGAAAAACAUGGGGUAAUGGUCUCAGGUGCAAGGCUUCGCACAAAAGGCAGAAAGUUUGCAAAGCAACCUAG
Sphenostylis stenocarpa is the source of this 237-nucleotide messenger RNA. Lineage: Eukaryota; Viridiplantae; Streptophyta; Magnoliopsida; Fabales; Fabaceae. The record is from the annotation of a GenBank genome assembly.